AUUCCUGUUACACUUUAUACAGUCUGUUCACGCUGUAUGUAUUUGGUUUAUACUUGUUAUUAUCUCUAUGUUUGAUAUUUCCCUGUUUAUAUUACAUGUUUACAUAUCUAUCACUUUUAUUUUACUAAUGUCCCUAUAUUUACUAUUCCCUUAGGUGGUGCCACAUAGAACAUUUCCCCCAUAGUGGCACUAAUAAAUGAGUAUCUUGUAUUAUUAUUAAUAUUAUUAAUAUUAUUUAGCUUUGCCAUCCAUCCAACUCACAUAAUUCAAGAUCUACCUGGAAUAAUGAACUCGUCCGCAUUUUACAGCUUCCUCCGGGACUCUUAUUUUGAAGUCCGACUCAUUUCCGGUGAGCGGCGCGCGAGGUUUGUUUUCGCUGAAGGCUCAAACAAACUAGCUAGCAGCUUCAAGCUCGUGGUAACCAUACGUAGGCAUCGCACUAUAUAUUUCACAGCUUGUGGAUACUUGUCAACACGUUGUCGGAAAUGUUCAUCGCGAUGUGAAAGUCCACGUCCUCCUCCUCCGCCGUCGUGGUGAGUUGGUCGGAGAAACUUUAAAGACGAGUGUGUUUGUGGCGUCUGGUUUGAUUUUUCUGAACGAGUUGUUCGUAGUCAUUUCACCUGAAUAUUAUAUUUUCCUAACAUGGCAACUCACUAUAAGAUUUGCGACGGCCGUGAAUCGAACGUUAGCCAACACAACCGUCUCGACAGUGUGUCCCAAUCAGUGGUACUGUCAAGUUAGCUCACGUCAAAUAACCUAGUUGAUUAGCAACCGGAAGCAGCAGCAGCAGCAUCAGCAGCAGACCACGUCCAUCCUCGGCGAGGAGCCACAUCCGUCACCCUGAAGCCAACUCCGCUGAGUUCAUAUCAGCUUGUGCUUCGUGAGCGGUCAGUCACGACGAGGACUCAACGUGUCCUCGGGUCACACACCUGUGAGGUCUGCACGCGGCACCUGGAAUGGAUUUACCCUCGAAGAACAUGUACGACGCCUUCAAGGAUCACAUCUGGAAAGAGCUGGGGCCGCUGGACCCCGACUGGUUUCAAGUACUGACGGCUCAAACGUUCACCGGUGAGGGAAGUGUCUCGGAUCCGGACGACCUCUGUGCCAACCAAGAGGGACAUUUUAAAACACCUCUGGACAAAGCGGCGCUGGACAGUCAGCUGUUUUCAACUCCCAAGGUCUUCAGACACAGACGAGUUGUGUCACCUGAGACAACCGAGGGCGAGCAGUCGUUCACGCCUGAGCAAGAAAAGGAAACACUGCCAUGGACGGAAACACAAAGUCCACAGUUGUUUCGGGUGACAAAGGAGAGUGUCCCAGGAGCAAAAUAUGGAGGAAUGCGGCAUCAGAAUCUGGAACAUUUUGAUAUGGUUCACACCCCAUCAAAAUCCCCAGUCAGCUAUGCCAAGCAAAUAUCGGAAAGUCUUGGUGCACAGAUUCAUCCUGAUAUCUCGUGGACCAGUUCUCUGAAUACCCCACCAGCUGUGCCAUCCACCCUGAUCUUAUCUAAAACUGACGAGAGUCCCUGUCCAAUGAGCGUUUCUGAAGAUAAAACGGUUGUUAUUGUACGGAAGCUUUUUCCGUCUCUUUCAAAUGGGGCCGGAGUUGCGGCAACAUCACCCACAAACACCGGCUUGCCUUUGCCCCGAGGUGUCAUUUCCCCUGAGGCUGAUCAGAUUCCAGAGUCCCACGGCUCCCCUCAAGAGUCACUGAAUCCAACUGCGAGUGUUUGGAGACAGAAGCUGCCAGAUGCUAUUGAAGGUGGAGAUGUCCGCAGCACCGUAGCAAGUGUCCUAGACGGAGCUGAAAAUGUUCUUUCGAUAUUUUUCUCCAACAGUAGUUCAGCUCUGAGAAAAGUGAAAACUGACAGAGUCAAGAGGAAGCAAAUCAUUGCCACAAAAGAACAUGGCUGCAGCUUCACAGACAUCUUGACUGCUAACAACGCUGCGGUUGCACCCAGUGAACAGAGGACAGAGGAACUGGAACCUGUCGAGCUUUCCUCACCCCCGCAGUUGAAAACUAGAGAUAUUGGAAUCACCCAGUGGUCUCCGUUGAGUUUAUCUGAAAUUCCUCCCUUUACCGAUUCUGCUUGCUGUGAAAAAAGUCAUGCUACACAAGUGGAAAACAACAUUUUAACAGAACGGCCACAGAGUGACUCUGUUUCCGGACAGCUAGUCCGGCUGCCUUUGACGGGCACAUUCUCUGGAUUUACUAAGAGAAAAAGGAAAUUUGUUUACACCAUUGAUACUUCAAGAAUUCAAGGAAAAGAAACAGCGUCUCUGAAGACUGACUCCUCAUCACAGAUUCCAGAUUCUGGAUACAAAGUGAGUGCCGAUCUGUUGAGGAAAGCCCCAGAUGAAGCAGCCUGUCACAGUAUCAGGGAGAAUGAGAAACAAAAACAGAAAAAUGUCACAGGAGAAAAUCUACCUCUCUCUGUUCAACCGAAUGUCCAGGACCUUGACAUGUCGCAGCUCUGCAGGGAUUUUGAACACGACUUCACUCAAACUUCAGACCCUGGUAAACUGAGUGAAGUAGCAAAGGAUAAUCCUCGAAAUGGCUUCUCUCCUUCCGCCUGUCUGUCUGCCAUGAAACAAGCUAAACAGAAAGCAAAACAAGCAAGCGUUCCCCCUGACUGUGAUGGCGUCAGUGUCCGAAGACCUGUUUCUGCUACUAAUCAAAAUGACUCCAUCAACGAGGGCACAGUAAGUGACAGUGGAUUCCAGUCUGCUGUUGCAGAUAUCACUCACCCGACUUCAACGUCGUUUAUUCUUCCCAGCUCAGAGAACAUUGGCCAAAGUCAACAGUGGUCAACCACUGGUACCUACAGGGCGGCUUCUUCUCUAUCUACAAAUACAAGAAAUCGUGGAAAGAAUAAUUUGGAUGAAAUGUUACAAGAAGCUGAAACUGAUGCCAAGCUGCCCGGUGCCAUCAAGGAGAGUCGGACGUUGGUCCCUUGCAGAAAGAAUGAACACACAGAGAGCACAUCGACACAACUACCCGGUGGUGCAAAAGGAAGUGUUACUAGCGGCAUUUGCUUUCCAUUCGAGUGUCAAGUGAAUGAUAGUUUCCCAGAGAAAACAACUGUUAGUCUUCCUUCCGUCCAUGCAUCAGGAUUCAAAACGGCUUCAAAUAAGACGAUUAAGAUUUCCUCAGUUGACCUAGAGAAAGCCAAGCAUCUCUUUGAAGAGAACGAAGCUGAAAGGACUUUUAGUGAUCAGCCAUCAAAAAGAGCCCAUGACACUAAAGAUGAAAUUAGCAUGAGCGACGUAUCAGGGAAAAAUACAAUCCCGAACCAGCCACCUUCUUCAAGAGAACAUUUUGGGGACAUCAGUUGCCAGCUAACAGUGUCACAAAAAGCUGAUGUGACAGAACUGUGCACUCUGCUGGAAGAAGCCGAUAGCCAGUUUGAAUUUACACAGUUCAAAACUGCAAAGCUACAGCAACAUUGUCAAGAUAACGCCACUUCCCCCCGAAAAGUCGACAAAGAACUUGACCCUGAUUUUCUAAUGGGUAUAGAUUUUGACGACAGCUUCGAUGACCGGCGUUCAGAUGCUGAAAAGCACCUGGUAACAGCUGUGAUGCUUGAUAAAAUGACCUUGGUUGCAGAUCAUAAAACAAACUGUGAGACAUCGAAGGUGACAAGUAAAUCCUCAAUGAAAAAAGAAAAUGCCUCUAUUGAAGAUGCUCUUUCCUCCUCAAAGUGCAUCUCUGAAGGCAGUCACGGUAUUAUGUCAGCUGAACCCCAAAAUCUUGACAGGGCCAGGUGCACUGAAACAAGCAAACAGGAGAACAAAAGUCCUUUGAUGCUCGGUGGAGGAUUCAAAACUGCACGAGGAAAUUUUUUGACGGUGUCAAAAGAAUGCCUGAGCAAAGCGAGAGCUUUGUUUGCAGAUUUAGAGGAUAAUCUGACAGAGCAGAAGUCAGCAGGCGAGCAAAGCGGUGACGCUGCUGCUGAAACCGAUCAGAGACAGGUCGUGUGCAUUAAAGAUAACAACGCUGCCAAAAGCUUUAAAAAUGACAAAAUUGACACAACCACGUGUCAAAGUGGGAGAGGGAUUUCUAUUUCAGCAAAAGCUAUGAAAGAGGCAGAUGCUCUCUUCAAAGACUGUGACAUCAGCGAAAAUAACACUGGCGGGUCAGUAAAACAUGAAAAGAACGUUGAACACUUGCCUUCAUUUCUCAGUCACAAGAAAAAUCUUUUGAAAUGUAAAAAUAUUCAAGAAACUGAAGAGAACUUCUCUGCAGAAGGGAUCAGUGAAUUUAAAAAAGGAAAUGCUGGACCAGCUGCGUGCCAUACAGAGGUCGUACAGCACAUUGUGGAGAUGCAAAGUGCUGGUUUGGAGGAUACAAAGGCUUUAACAAAUGCAGUUUCUUCUCGUGGAAACCUGUGUUCGACUGCAAAGACACUUUCUUCUCCCUCGGGCACAGCAUCAAAGAAUUCUGGCUCCUCUGCCGUUAAUCAAUUGAGCAACGGUGGAGGCGGAUUCUGUACAGCCAGUGGGAAGAAAGUCUCCGUGUCGGCUGAUGCAGUGAAAAAAGCAGAGCGCCUUUUGAGUGAAAUUCACACGCACAAGGACACAAACCAACAACUGAAGGGAGAGGCUUCGAGAACGGCUCAUCUCACCAAUCAGUUUCAAGUUGGACGAAUUGAAAAUGGUGGAUUCCAAACAGCCAGUGGCAAAGGAGUCGUCAUCUCGGCUGCAGCUCUCAAGAAAGCAAAGUCAUUGUUAAGUGAGUGUGAAGCAAUUGAGGAUAAGAAGCCCGUUUGUGGUCUUCCAUCCCGCAACAGUGGGUUUCUCGCAGCCAGUGGUAAGCCUGUGGCACUUUCAGCUGCGGCCCUCCAGAAGGCAAAAGCUCUUUUCAGUGACAUAACUGUCAAUGCAGGGAUCCCAGCUGCCUCAGACACGAGGAAAAGUGACAGCAGACGAAACAAUAGUGGAAACUCUGACAAAAUACCUUGUGGUUUCAUGACAGCAGGCGGAACGACUGUCUGUGUGUCUCAGAACAAUCUGUUCAAAGCAACAAACGCUUUGAGAGAGUUUGAUGGUGGUUCUCUUUCAGAAAAAACAAAGCAAGGAGCAAAUACUUUCUUCAAAGACUGUGACACUGAGAACGGCGUCGCACCUGUGAGUGGAGGCAGCAGCGAGCAUGGACAUGGAUGCAGUGAGUUUGAAAACUCGAAUGUGGGAUCAGUUGUAAACGAAGAAAACUUAACGCGUCAUGACAAUGCAGAGAUUCUCAAAGGUGUUUUUAAGAACUCAAAUUCUACCAGUGGAAACCCGUCUUUCAUGGCAAAGCCGCUUUCUUCCCCGUUGUGCACAACAUCAAAGAACACAGGUUCCUCUGCCUUCAGUGGAUUUAGCAAUGGUGUUGGAUUUUGUUCAGCCAGUGGGAAAAGAGUAUCUGUGUCGGAUGAGGCAAUGACAAAAGCAAAAUCGCUAUUGAAUGAAAGUGCUACCUUUCCAGACACAGACAAAAAAUCAAGGGGAAAAGCAGACAACAUGCCACCACAGAUCGGCGGGAAAGAUGUUGCUCUUUCAUUUGCAGCCCCGGAGAAAGCAAAAACUCUGCCAAGUAAAGGAGUUGAGGAUAAAAUCAGUGUGGAGUCAUCACUUGCUAAGAUGCCAGUUUCCUUUUCACCACCCAGGAUCUGUGGAUUUCUUGCAGCCAGUGGUAAACCGAUGGCAUUUUCAUCCGAGGCCCUCCAGAAGGCAAAAGCACUGUUCAAUGACAUCGGUUUUUCAGAGGUCCCAAUUGUUUCAGAUAAAAGGAAGAGUGACAAACACGAAGAUGUAAAAAACAUAAAUUGUGGUUUCACGACUGCAGGGGAUGUAGAAAACAUAAAUUGUGGUUUCACGACUGCAGGGGGAGCAAAAGUUCAGGUGUCACAGAAAAAUCUUAUGAAUGCAAAGAACCUUUUGAAAGAUUUUGCAGAUGGGGAAAGUCCUUCAGAGUCAGAUCUAUCAAAUGUGAAAAAAGCCUCAAAAUCUUGUCUCACUGCAUCGAGAGACAAGGACAUGUUCACUAAGGAAAGUGCCCCUCAGGUAGUUAAAUCUUUUCAGUCUUUGCAAGAGACUGAGCAUGAAAAUGAAACUCUACAAAACUCAACUGUACAUAGUUGCAUUUCUGUCAAAAGAAGAGCAAUUACAGUCACAUCCGAGUUGAAAGAAGGCAAAAUAGUCCCAUCAUGGGAGGGCAACCUCCGUGACACUCCUGUUGAGGAAGCAGUAAACGUGUUGGGCCCUGGAGUAAACCACACCAGCAGCGGUGAGGCGCUCAGGUUCAAAAGCACAGAGGAGUCUUCAUUUCUAAUGUUUCAGUCACUAAACCUCAGUGGCUGCUCGGAAACCCAGCAGAGGUUUUUUGCCCAGGAAGCUCUCGACUGCACUAAAGCUUUGUUGGAGGAUGAGAGUCUGGCUGGCCAAAGUCCCACAGUAGAAAAGGGGCCACUGCAAGAUACAACAAGGUCCAACGACUGGUCUGCAGAGGAACAAAAAGGAAGAGGGAAAAGAUCUGUUGACGAUGCAGAUAUGACGGGUCAGCCUCCGCUGAAAAGACGAUUACUUGACGAAUUUGAUCGGACUGUUGAUGGUCCAAGAGGUUCGACACUUCAUCCGCAAAAAAGUUCCCCAAAUAGUGUAAUGAAAGACAGAAGAGCUUUCAAGUACAGUGUCUCUCCUCAUCCAAACAUCACAAGGCCAUACGGGAGUGGAACAAACUAUGUGGAAACCAAACUGCAAAACACCACACCAACACAACGCUCAGCCUCCGGAGACGGCAGAUCAGCACACUGCAGGGUGCCGGCGUUUGUUCCUCCGUUCCUCAAGAACACAAAGACAGAAACGCACAAGAAUGCAGUUGUCAAAGUCAGCAUAAAGACACCGUCUGCAUUUGUUCCUCCGUUCAAAAAACAAAGAACUGUUGUCCAAGAGAGCUCCUGUAAACCACAGGAGGAGGAGGAUAAACACCAGCAUGUCUGUAUAAAACCCACUAGCAGCAAUAUUUACAUGUCACCCUCUAGAAACACACAAAACAGUGCAGAUGCAACUAGUGAUAAAAGCAAAGAAUACAUUCAAGCGGUGGCCUUGGCUCACACUACAAAUGAUAAUUUGAUGAACAAUCAAAAAGCUCCUGGGGGCUGUGGAUCAGAGGACUCUGCUGCGAUGGCAUCGUGUGACGAGGACACAGUUCACAGAGGCCAAGACAUGUUUUCGAAUCUCGAAAAUGUGGAAAUGGCACGAGAUAUGCAAGACAUGAGGAUCAGGAAAAAGAAGCGCCAGACGAUUCGACCGUUGCCGGGCAGUUUGUUUCUAACCAAAACCUCAGGGGUUCAGAGGAUCCCGCUAAAAGCUGCCGUGGAUGGAAAGCCUCCUGCGAGAUUCACCCCAAAACAGCUGUAUGGUUAUGGAGUGCACCAGCAUGUGUUCGACAUCACCAGCGAGACCUCAGAAACGUUUCGCUUCAAUUUGAAGCACUUCCUGAAACUGGAAGCGUUCAUAGACGGAGGGGGUGUUCAUCUCGCUGAUGGAGGGUGGCUAAUCCCCAGCAAUGAUGGGACUGCAGGAAGAGAAGAGUUUUAUAGAGCAUUAUGUGACACUCCGGGUGUGGAUCCAAAAUUGAUUAGUGUGGAGUGGGCGUACAAUCACUACAGAUGGAUUGUUUGGAAACAGGCCUCCAUGGAGAGAUCUUUUCCAGAAACCAUGAGCAGCCUCUGUCUCACACCAGAGCAGCUUCUCCUGCAGCUGAAGUACAGAUAUGAUGUGGAGAUCGACCACAGUCGGAGGCCCGCUCUGAGAAAGAUCAUGGAAAAGGACGACACGGCAGCUAAAACCCUGGUCCUCUGUGUAUGCGGGGUCGUCUCCAGGGGUCACUCCCCAAACAGACCGAGUCGCAAUGACUCCAAGACUCCACAAGGUGCCAAUGCAAAGGUUGAACCCCCAUUCGCAGUCGUUUGGCUGACAGACGGAUGGUACGCCAUUAAAGCUCUGCUGGAUGAGGCUCUGACUGCCAUGCUUCACAAAGGUCGAUUGGCUGUUGGUGGGAAAUUGAUCAUGUGUGGGGCUCAGCUGGUGGGAUCACAAGAGGCUUGCUCCCCGCUGGAGGCACCUGAAUCUCUCAUGUUAAAGAUUUGUGCCAAUAGCAGCAGAUUGGCUCGGUGGGAUGCUAAACUGGGAUUUCACCGAGAUCCCCGGCCAUUCUUGCUUCCUGUCUCAUGUUUGUACAGCAACGGAGGGCCAGUAGGAUGUGUGGACAUUAUCAUACUGAGAAGCUACCCCAUACAGUGGAUGGAGAGGAAACCAGAUGGGGGAGUUGUGUUCCGUUCUGUUCGCGCAGAAGAGAAGGAGGCGAGGCGAUACAGCAGCCACCAACAAAAGGCCAUGGAGAUCCUCUUUGCCAAGAUUCAAACUGAAUUUGAAAAGGAGCAGAAAGGUAAUGACAAACCUCAACGCAGGAGGCGGACGACAAAUCGGCAGGAUAUUGCAAGUCUGCAAGACGGAGAGGAGCUGUAUGACGCAGUGGGGGAUGAUCCAGCAUACCUGGAGGCUCAGUUGAGUGAACAACAGUCUGAGACCUUACAGACGUACAGACGCUCUCUGAUGGAGAAGAAACAGUCCGAACUGCAGGACCGAUACCGCCGCGCUCUCGAAGCAGAGAACAGUGACGGGAGCUGUCCCAAACGAGAAGUUACACCAGUGUGGAGACUCUGCAUCGCUGACUCCACGGCCCAGCCUGGCUCAGUUUACCAGUUAAAUCUUUGGCGACCUCCCUCAGAUCUUCAGUCUUUACUGAAAGAAGGCUGUCGAUACAAAGUCUACAACCUCACCACGUCAGAUGGAAAGAAACGCAAUGGAGUAGAAAAUGUUCAACUCACCGGGACAAAGAAAACACAGUUUCAGGACCUGCAGGCUUCCCAGGAAUGGUUAUUAGCACGUUUUCAACCGAGGGCUUCAAGCAAUUUUGUGAAUCUUCAAAACCCAGAAUUCCAGCCACUCUGUGGAGAGGUUGAUCUCACGGGAUACAUCAUCAGUGUCAUUGAUGGACUGGGUUCCUCUCCUGCGUUUUAUUUGGCUGAUGGGGAGCUGAACUUUGUUAAAGUGCGCUGUUUCAGCAGCUUUGCUCAGUCUGGCCUGGAAGACGUUGUAAAACUGCGUGUGCUGUUGGCUCUGAGCAACCUGCAGCUGAGAGGUCAGUCCUCAUCUCCCACUCCUGUCGUCUUCGCUGGAGAUCUGACCAUCUUCUCCACAAACCCCAAGGAGGUUCACCUACAGGAAUCCCUAAGCCAACUCAGAAACCUGCUCCAGGUUCAGCAGAACUUUUUUCUUAAUGCUGAAGAGAAGCUUUCACAUCUACUCAAGUCUGAUGGCCUGAGCUCCAUCACUUCUCCCGCUCUCCACCCUCGAACCCCAGCUGCAACGAACCAAAGACAAGACACCAAGACAAGUCUGAUAUCUCAGCAGCCAAUCAGAAGCCUCGGAUCUUUCACACCGGUCAGCAGGAAUCAGCCUGCAGUGACCGCUUCGACAGAGAAAGACCCGAAAAGCCUGAAGAGGAGAAGAGCUCUGGACUAUCUUUCUCGUAUCCCGUCUCCACCGACUCUGUCCCAUCUGGGCCCAGGGACUUCUCUGUGUGUGAAAAAGACAUUCAACCCCCCUCGAAGGUCCGGGACACCAAGCACUUUAAAAACUGUACAGACUCCAGCUCGCAAAACGGUUGUUUCGCCGAUGGAAGAUGAAUGGGUGAAUGACGAAGAACUGGCGAUGAUCGAUACUCAGACAUUGCGUGUCGGCUGAUUUACUGUAGGUACAUGAGACUGAAUGAUGAUGAGUAUGUGACAACUCUGGGGAAAACUGUACAAAUGUGAAUGUAAAGGCUAAAGCUAAAUGUAUAUGGUUCAUAAUCUGUGGUGUUUUAUUUAGUCUCACAGGACUAAUUAAAGUGGUAAACAGUAAAAUGUUUGAUCAUGUCUUAUCUUCUACUGUCUAUUUUUUUUCUCUGUAAAGUUAAUUAGGUUAAACAAAUUCAGAGUUGCAUUUCUUUACUUAAGAUCUAUAAUACUCUACUUUGGCUUUGUUUGAGGACAAAUAACUGAAAGCUGAGCAGCAAGUCCACUCUGUGAGUGUGUAUAUAUGUUUUUGUGUACAGUACCAGUCAAAAGUUUGG
Scophthalmus maximus (turbot) is the source of this 10161-nucleotide messenger RNA. It is a transcript of the gene brca2, whose product is annotated as BRCA2 DNA repair associated. The record is from RefSeq and is a predicted model, not a curated record. The coding region runs from base 957 to 9791 and encodes 2944 amino acids. Gene Ontology annotation, cellular component: nucleus. Lineage: Eukaryota; Metazoa; Chordata; Actinopteri; Pleuronectiformes; Scophthalmidae. The transcript is spliced from 26 exons. Gene Ontology annotation, biological process: double-strand break repair via homologous recombination; regulation of DNA-templated transcription.